ACAAGUUAUUCAGGAGGCACCUAGGUGCCUACUGAGGACACCAGUACCUGAAGAUGUAGAUGGCAGUAAAAAUGGCAGGUGGCUGCAAGUCUAAUGAGCGAUGAGUGAGGCGGACCCUCAAAUAUCCCAGAGGUGAGGUGAAGGAAGCAGAGUGUUCAAGAGCAUCUCUGUUUUCAUCUCUUUUACCUGAGGGGCUUCUGUGACAGUCCCCUUUCAGCAGGAUUUCUACAGCAACAUCAAAUUCAAGACCCAGCCAGCCUCCUUCCGAAGCAAGAGAAUGUUCUCCAGCAGGUUUUCUUGGGGGUCUCCUUCCCCCUGUGCUUCGCUGGCACUCACGUGCUCUCCAUCCUUACAUGCUGAUUGUAUGUCUCCUUAGAAUUGCCACACACUUGUCUUGGGUCUGCUUGCAGUGUGGCAUUCAGAACAGAUUGACUUCCUCUUCUACAGGACUUUCAUCUAAAUAUUCAGAUGGUACUAGCCUGUUUCUUCUGCCCCCAAAGUCCCUUCUAGGUUAUAUAUAGCCAUUCCUGGCGAACAGUCUCUCAUUAUAGGCUGUGUAUGAUUUUUCUGAUCUUGUCCCCAUUCACUUUGCCCCUUCUAGAAACUGUUGCCCAUUUGUCAGUGUCCCCUUCUAGGCUGCAGCACUCAGAAUUCAUCACGGUAAUGCCACAGAUAUGGUUUAACCUACCAAAGUCUAGUGGGAUUAUUAACUAACUCCUUUGUUUGACUACAAAGCACUGAGUCAUUCUGUUUUGAUCACUGUAAUGAGGUAGAUGAGGCACCUCCAUGUCAAAGGAUUCCAAUCCUUGCUUGGCAAGUUGGUUUUCCCUCUUUAUAAAGUAAGGGCGAUGAUAAUUGCAUAAGGUUUUCUAGUUUACAUGCUCCUCUCACACCUGUUUUAUUUAAGUAAUCCUUUCCUUGGCUACCUCAUAGAGCUGUUAUUAUCAAGCAAAUAACACAGGCAAUAGUAUUUUAUAAAGAAUUGUAUACCUGUGCAGACCGAGAGAGUGUUAGCUUUUUUUAGACAGAGUUGUUUAGCUUAUUGAGUAUGCAUGACGAGUUAGUUCUAGAACUUUGGUGCAGGAUUUUACAUAUACCUGGAAUAAUUUAUUAAGCUAGGAUGUUCUGAAUCUGAACUGUGUUUCUUUUGAGCUAUUCCUAAUUUAAUUUUCUAUCCAUUUGAUAAGUAUGUCCAAUACUUUCCAGAUUGCCAAUUGUUAAUUUGUUACCAAGACAGAAGAGAACAGAUCUAAAUCUAAGCCUCAAGGUACAUAUCACUGGAAGCCCCUCCUGCCUUGACGUAGAUCAGCACAGCGGGCAUGGUUGUUGCUUCUGACCAGGCCCUACUUCUAGAGUUACUAAACUGGACCUAAGGAGUACCAUGGACAUAGGGACUUUUAUGAGAAAGUAAAACAAAUAUGUCCCUAGUGGUCCAUCUAAGAUUACUAGAUUGGUAGAUCAAGGAGAUGUGGCGCCUGUAAAAACCAGCAGUAUUCAAAUGCAGAUGUCUUUCCGAAACAAGAUAGAUCUUUAAAUCUGUGGCAUUUCUCUAGUUGGGUACUACUACCAAUGGAUGAAAAAUCAUUUGUUGAAUACCUACUUUGCGCUAGGCAUGGGCUCUAGGGGUACAAGAUGACUAAAGCCUGUCUUGUCCCCAAGGAGAGUACAGGCAUGUUAGAUGUGUCUUGCAUAGGUAUGCUGGCUCCUGGUAAUGGAUGACUUUCUCUACCCACCUCUGCCCAGGUACCUGCACACUCUCUCCAGGAGUCCACUCUAGCAUGACAGCCAGGCUCUUCAGCCUAUAGUAGAGAGGUCCUUGCCUUUUGGGUGGGAGUCAGGAAGCAGCGGGCCCUCAUGCAGGUUCCUGUUCUUUCGUUUGCCAGGGCAUCUCACAUCAGUGAGCUGUUUAAUCCAUGCAUCUUUGUUCAUUGUUCUUUCUGAGUCUGGAUUCUUCUGGGAAUCCAGCCUCUGUGCUCACUCCCACCUUGUUUAGAUUGAAAUUUCAAAGUCCAAUUUUUAACUAUGUAUAUUCUAAAUUGUAUAUUCUAAACUGAAGGUCUUUUUCUAGUUAGAGAAGGCAAAGUUGACAUUCUGUUUUUUCUGCAUUUUCUUAUUUAUUAGUUAUACGGUUUGCUUUAUGCAUUGGACUAACUCCUCUUAGGACAUUUUAAAAACUUUGUCAGUUUCAUAGUAUUGGUACAUUGAGCCAUAAUAUCUUUGCAUUUAUCUGACUAUACGUAUUUGGAGAGAAAAAAUUGUGCUGGUGCCGUAUGCUGACAUGUUGAUCUGAAGGUCCAGCUGUACCUCUGAGAAAAGGGCCCAACUUUACAAUGCAUUUAGGCUCUUCCUGGGCCAGCGCUCUCACCAAGGAGAAGGCCAUGUUCAGUUUGAGCAUGAAGAUCAUGAGGCCCAAUGACAAGAAGCUGGACAACUUCAUGUCCGGCAUAUACCAGGCUCUCCUCAAGCUGGGGAUGAACUCGGACCUCAAAGCCCAGCUAAAGGAGCUGAAUAUAACAGCAGCCAAGGAAAUUGGAGUUGGUGGUGGUCCAAAAGCUAUUAUCAUCUUUAUUCCCGUUCCUCACCUGAAAUCUUUCCAGAAAAUCCAAGUCCGGCUCAUCUGUGAAUUGGAGAAAAAGUUCAGUGGGAAGCAUAUUGUCUUUAUUGCUCAGAGGAGAAUUCUGCCUCGGCCAACUCAAAAAAGCCAUACAGAAAAUAAGCAAAAGUGUCCCAGGAGCUGCACUUUGACAGGCGUGCACAACGCGAUCCUGGAGGACUUGGUUUUCCCAAGCAAAAUUGUGGGCAAGAGAAUCCACGUGAAACUGGAUGGCAGCCAGGUUUUAAAGGUUCAUUUGGCUAAAGCACAGCAGAACAAUGGGGAGCACAGGGUUGAUACUUUCUCUGGCAUCUAUCGGAAGCUCACUGGCAAGGAUGUUCACUUUGAGUUCCCAGAGUUUCUGUCGUAAACAAAUAUGAUUUAAAAAAAAUGCUGUUAGGUGUCCCUCUUGUUUACCUGAGGCAGAUCUGGUUUUCCAUAGCCCUGGAAUGUACUCAUUUGCCAUCAGAUCUUUAGCACAGUUCAGACUGUGGAAGGAGUCUCAGAUUCUAUAGUGACCUUGAGGAAGGCAUGCAGUCUACCUUGACCUUCUUAUCCCAAACGUAAAAGUGAUUUUUUUUCUCUAGAAUUCCCACCUCUAUCACCCUUAAGAUAUAAAUCUGUUUUAGGGCGCCUGGAUGGCUCGGUCAGUUGAGCAGCCAACUUCAGCUCAGGUCAUGGUCUCGCAGUUUGUGAGUUCAAGCCCCGCACCAGGCUCUGUGCAGACAGCUCAGAGCCUGGAGCCAGUUUCGGAUUUUGUGUCUCCCUCUCUCUCUGCCCCUCCCCUACUCAUGCUCUGUCUGUCUCUCUCAAAAAUAAACAUUAAAAAAAUUUUUUUAAAGAUAUAAAUCUGUUUUUCAAAAAGUAGUUACUUUAUCCUUUUCAUCAGCAAUAAUCUGAAAAAGAACGAGAAUUGGGGAUGCAAAGACAUGCAGGAGUGGGCAUGCUGAUGAGUGGCAAAGGGCAGUAUUCCAGAUGAAUCCCAGUGGAACUUUUUGAAUCAUAGACAAUAAAGUGAACAGUUUGUAGUGGGGUUCGGUUAAUAGUUUGUAAUUUCUGUGCUCAAGCCGAUAAAAAGGGAGAGCAUUAACUCUGAUGUGUCAGGCAUUGAGAUGGGCCCUUCUUUACCUGUGGAGCAGGCUUCAUUCUCACAAUGGUCCUGGGAGGAAGAUGACCUCCCUCACCAGGGUUAAGUUAUUUACUUAGGUCGCACUAGAAUUGGGAACACAGUUUUAGGAAGUUUUAAAAGUUUGAUUUCAAGACAUGUGAUCUUUAGCUUGUUGUAUCCACAAUGUGAAUACUUUAAAAAUUUGCCAAGGGUGGGGAAGGUUAAGGUAGGUAAAAAAAAUGUUUAAGCCUCUUCAUUGUCUUCAUGAGGUAUCAAGAAUGGCAGAUGCUAGGGGUGCCUGUGGUUCAUUGGAUUAAGCAUUAGACUGUUAGCUCAGCUCAGGUCUUGAUCUCAGGGUCAUGAGCUCAAGCCCCGUGUUGGGGUCUGCACUGGGCAUGAAGGAUAUCUAGAUAGAUAGAUAGAUAGAUAGAUAGAUAGAUAGAUAGAUAGAUAUAUAAAAAGAAAGAAAUAUAUUUUUAUAUAGCAGGUGAUAAAGAAGGGAAGAGGCAUCAUGGUAUUUCAGGUGGAAAUCUAUUUGGUAGUCCCAGGGGGUUCUGUUCUUUAUUUUAAGGUUUUAUUUUUAAGUAACCUCUACACACGACAUGGAGCUCGAAACCACAACUCCGAGAUUAAGAGUCAUAUGCUUCAGGCAUAUGCCAGCCAGGCAUCUUUUCUUUAUUUUAAAUAUCCCCCUUUCUGAUUACAAUUUUUUUGGAAGGGUGUUAACACUGUAUUUAAUAGGUAUUUGUCUCUUUCCACUAGAAUGUAAGCUUUCCAGGCGGAGACUUUGCCUUUGAACCUAACUGGUAUGUAGUAGCCACUUGAAUAAUGGACGGAAGGAAGGAGUAAUGGAGAAGGACGUUGGAGGAAGAAUCCAUGAGGCACAGGAACUCUUGAAACAGAGGGACGCUGCAUUGAAUAGGAUCGUACUUAGAGGGUUUGGGGUAAUGCUGGGUUACCUUGGUGGUGUGAGACAUGGAGCCUAGUGAUCUGGAAUUGCCCACCUCCAGGUUUUACCAAGCACUGUGAGAAGAAUAUAUUGUGAGGAGUGCAUGGGAAAGACACAUCUUCAUUCUUUCGAAGAUUCUAGAACAUCCCUGCGUGUAAGCGGGGCCAUCUGACAGUUCUUGUUAUAUAUAUAAUCACUGCCCCUCACACGGGUGCACCCCCAGCUUUUUACUAAACUGCACUUUGGCUGAAUGCUCCCUGCUUACACUGAGAAGCACCAUAAAACAGUGCAUAAAACAGUGCACUUUGGGGUCACUUGUUGAGAUGGUUUUGAAGCUCUGUUUCCCUCGUUGCUCCGAAUCCCCUUUUAGGGAUUUUGUCGGGGAACUUCUCAGACCUCCUUGGCUGGGAGGGCUUGGCUAUUGGCAAUGAGCAGGCUUUCGUCUGAUCUAGUGUCUCCCUUUACUGUUGAGGCGUCGGCCCUUGGGGCUUGUGCUUGUGAAGGGAGAUAUACUGUUAUUUUAUACUUGAUUUGCCCGAAUGUAUGUGUGCACGCGGCAGAAGUGGCAGACAGACAGGUGCUCACCUCUGGGAAGGGAGGAGGAUUUGGCAGGGGGAGGGGAGGGAGGUGAAGAGAAACCUGUGCAUUUUUACUGUCUCCAUGCUCCUCAACUUUUUUCCAUCACUGCUUCCCCAAAGAAAGUUUUUAGAUGUUUUUCCUAAUUACCUCUUGACUCCCACCAGAUUUAGUACAAAGGGAUAGAGUUUGUUGGGGAGGGUCACAGAUUACCGUAAGGUCUACGGUUGUUUUCACUCCCACCACAAGAACCCACUGUCGUCCCUUUGCGGGGCCGUGUUACCCCAUUGAAAAUGCACACUCUGCAUGCUUCUGUA
This is a messenger RNA of Neofelis nebulosa (Clouded leopard), 5543 nucleotides long. Its product is annotated as small ribosomal subunit protein eS7-like. NCBI's taxonomy places the organism in Eukaryota, Metazoa, Chordata, Mammalia, Carnivora, Felidae. Gene Ontology annotation, biological process: translation; rRNA processing; ribosomal small subunit biogenesis. Gene Ontology annotation, cellular component: ribosome; 90S preribosome; cytosolic small ribosomal subunit. The transcript has a single exon. Gene Ontology annotation, molecular function: structural constituent of ribosome. The coding region runs from base 2331 to 2963 and encodes 210 amino acids. The record is from RefSeq and is a predicted model, not a curated record.